AUGCGCUGCCGGCUAUCAGCGUCUAAACAGGUUCUUCUUCUCUUCGUUUCUCCCUCCGCCUCCGGUCUCCCUGCUCUAACAUCCAACCCAAUUGGCUUGACAACGUUAUGGGAGACGAUACUUGCUGACUUUCUCCUGUGCUAUCAUUAUCAUAGCUUGGUUGGGCGUCCGAUAGCUGCUUAUUAUUUCGGCUUGAUUAUUACUUGGGAAGUCGAUACCGAGGAGGGGGGAAAAGAAAAAGAAAACGAUCUGGAAGGGGCUUCUGGCAGGAAUCCUGCCUUUUUCGACUCAUUCGGGCAUCAUAAUUAA
This is a messenger RNA of Monascus purpureus, 309 nucleotides long. Lineage: Eukaryota; Fungi; Ascomycota; Eurotiomycetes; Eurotiales; Aspergillaceae. The record is from the annotation of a GenBank genome assembly.